This is a messenger RNA of Protopterus annectens (West African lungfish), 858 nucleotides long. RefSeq names its product pinopsin-like. The transcript has a single exon. Lineage: Eukaryota; Metazoa; Chordata; Ceratodontiformes; Protopteridae. Gene Ontology annotation, cellular component: membrane. Gene Ontology annotation, molecular function: G protein-coupled receptor activity. Bases 1 to 858 code for a protein of 285 amino acids. The record is from RefSeq and is a predicted model, not a curated record. Gene Ontology annotation, biological process: G protein-coupled receptor signaling pathway.
AUGACUCUGCCACUUUCUGUGUCUUCUGACAGUUUUGGAAAUGUUUUACUUCUGAUCUUCCAUGCUGUCUUUGCCACAGCUAUAGCCAUGGUCAACGGAUGUGUGCUUAUUGCCAUACUGAUGACACAUUCUCUUCGAAGAGAAAACAGAUUUAUCUUUAUGGUCAGUACCAGCAUAAGUGACUGCCUUGUUGGUUUAGGUUGGUACUAUGAGGGGAUAUUUGAUGUAAAAGACCUGCCUUACCCAACUAAAAAUGGAACUUUCUACAUACUUAGUACACUGACUGGGGUUUCCAUGAUAAUUUUAGUUGCUGCACAAGUUGAAAGGUAUAUUGCAGUCACCUCUCCAUUUACUUAUGAGAAAAUAACACGUGGAAGAACAAUAACUGUCUGCAUUGUCUUAUGGACUUGGGCGUAUGGUAUGGCAGUCCCAAUUAAUCUCUUUAAGGACUCUGAAAUAGUGAUUAAGAUGCACAGCAUAACCACCCUCGUCACAACAGUGUUCACAAUCUUUGUUAUGUUAGUGCUAAACAUUAAGCUGUUCCUCAUAGCCAAGAACCAGCUCAAAAGAGACCCACCAUCCUUGGAAAGGGAGAACAAAAAAUCCUCUAUACAACUAAUCAUCGUUGUGUCCAGUACUUUUCUUAUGUGCUGGACACCAGCACUUUUUUUGCCCUUUGUGUGCAAUAUGUUGGGAAAAUGUAUAAUUUCUCAGAAUGAUGCAACAAAUAUCUUUGCAAUCUUGAUGAAGUCGUCAUCUCUGGCUACACCAGUGCUGUAUAUUAAUGGAAGUUCUGCAUUAAAAGACGCCAUUCUGAAAACAGUAUGGAGACCCUGCUGUAUAUUUACUCAUAAGUAA